CCCAGUUUGUUACCAAGCAGCAUCUAAAUACAAAAUCCUAUUUGCCAUCAUCAUCCAAUCGGCUAUGCAACGGAAUAUAAAGCAGACACCCACACUCUCCCUCAGCUGAAUGGGGCUUGGGUUGGGCACUUGCAUAGGUAGUCAAUAAUAACUCGCCAAUAGUAGCCGCCGCCGCCACUGCCUCCUCGUCCUCGUCCUCACUCGCUCAUCGACGACGGCGUGGCUAAGGUGUCUAAUAACACAUUUCCAUGUCAUAUUCCAUUUGGCCUCUCAGGGAUUCGAAUCAUCAACGUUCUUGUGUUUGUUCGAGAGAGAAAAAGAAAGAGGCUGAACUUGCAAGCAGUCCAUCGUCCGUGAAAGACGCGAGCCGACUCAGAAUUCACCAUGGGUGGCUCGGCCUUUUCUUCCAAGGGCAUCGCUCUGCACGUUCCGCGCAUGCCUCCCAUCGUCUACAGCCAAGUGAAAGCUGCCUGUCAUGCCCGCCUGCGAGACCUGUUCGUCUAUGUUGCCACGCCCAUUGAGGGGCCCGAAAAGAAGGAUCACGGCGAUAUCGAUGUUCUUGUGGCCCUAGAGAGGCCUGUGGUUUUUCCGUCAACGACAGAUGGCGCAAGAAUCCAGAGGCCCCCGCGUGACAUGAUGGCUGUCGUCGAGAAGAGCUUGGGCGCCGAGCAUUCCAUUAUUGAUCCUGCUGGUGGGUCUGCAAACCUCGCUAUUCCCUGGCCUUCCAAACCAGACAGUGGCACGGAAAACAUACAUUCCGGCCAAGAGAAGGACGAAGACGAGGACGAGGACACGAAGGCAGCAUAUGUGCAAAUCGACAUUCGCAUCUGCAGGGACGUAGACCACUUAUGCUGGUGCCUCUUCAAACAUGCCCACGGAGAUAUUUGGAAUCUGCUCGGAAGCACCAUCCGGUCGUUUGGCCUUACCGUCGACGAAGAUGCUUUAUGGCUCCGAAUUCCCGAGAUCGAGAAAAUCGACCGCAAACAGGCCAAGGUCCAGCUGAGCAGAGACCCCGCCGAGAUACUCCACUUUCUCGGCAUGAAGGUCGAAGGUUUUUGGGCGGAGCCGUUUGACUCUGUCGAGGCCUUGUUCGCGUAUGUUACCACGUGCCGCCUAUUCUCGGUUCGUGACGAAUCAGAUGCCAAUGGGGAGCCGGGCGAUGAGACAACCAGCGCUGGGGUUAUUGGCGGGGACGAGGGCCGAAAGAAACUCAAAGCCAAUGACCGCCGCCGCCGGCGAAUGAAUGGCCGUCCGAUCUACCGGCGGUGGAUUAAUGAAUUCAUCCCCCAGCUGAGCGCCGAGGGGCGUUUUGCUCCCGAGGGCCUGGCCAGGAACUUGCAGGAGGCGCGGUCGACGGUUCGGGAUGAAGCUUUUGCGAGCUUUUUUGUCCGUGGAGAAUACACUAGGCGACUGAGAGACUGGGAAGUGAAGAAGUCGGCCGACGAAGUAAAGAAACUGAUCAAGACCUUGAUUCCGGACGACCUGGACCAUCAGUACAGGUCAUGCCUGGUCAGCGCCAUGCGCAAGAUCGUUAUGGCAGAUAGUUACGACUUCGGCGACAUUGCCCCCUCUGUUCCAUUCCAAGACAGCGAGAGGAUUUACAACUUGGCGGCCGUGCGCCUGUUUGUUGAGCAUCGCUGGAAAGAGCUCGGCCGAAUGGCGUGGUCCAGACAGAUGGAAAAGGCACACCAGAACAUGCUACUGAAAAAACAAGGGAGACUGGCCGCGCAAAACCACAGAAGUCUUGGAGAUUAGAGUGUAGAACGGAGACGUGAGGCUAGAAGGAAGAGGGAAGAAAAAAACCUUAGCAUCAGUGAUACCUUAUCUAGGUAUCACUUCUAGGUACUACAGGCGAGGGCUCGCUCGAGAGAGCAUAGGCCCUAUACAUAACAUAUGUACCCGGUAGUAUUCAUAACCUUUGACGGAAUAAACUCGGCUAUGGUUGUCAUCUAGU
Molecule: messenger RNA, 1954 nt
Organism: Lasiosphaeria miniovina
Lineage: Eukaryota; Fungi; Ascomycota; Sordariomycetes; Sordariales; Lasiosphaeriaceae
Exons: 2
Coding region: 385-1755 (456 amino acids)
Source: RefSeq, a predicted model, not a curated record